AUGGCCCUUACUCGCGAGCAACAGAUCAAGGAAUACGGCUGGAUUGCACUUUCCUGCGACCCAAAAGUCUGGGGUGGCACUAAGCCAUUCAACAAGGAGCCUGUUCUUCAGCUCUGCAAAGAUGUCCCUCUACCUGACACCCCUCUCGUACAUGCUGCUAUGGAUAUGCGUGUUUUCUACUAUGGUAAAGAAAACAAAUACAAGUUAAUGUUCUGCGUGGAAUGUUACGAAGAAAAGCGCCGACACACUUCAUCUCUAGGCAUGGCCAUCACAUCUCAGCAAUUCCCUAAAUGGAAAUUCAGUCCCGAGACAUGGCCUCUGACUUGCCUUUUCCACGACAUUGGAACCAUCAACAAACACACUCACGGUACCCUUAUGUACUUCCAGUUUUACGGCGGUAUCCUUGCCCUGCAGAAGUUAAAGGAGCUCAACGGACCUAUUUCCCAGGCCGAGGGUGUCAGCGAGGCCAUCAUCCGUCACCAGGAUCCCGUCGAGAUCGGCAACAUUCACACCAUCGGCUUACUUAUUCAGCUCGCUACUCAAUAUGACAACAUGGGCUACCGUCCCGGGUACGUCCACCCCGAUACAAUCAAAGGCGUCGUCUCUCACUACCCUCGUCGCAACUGGUCCAAAUGCUUCACGAAGAAGAUCAGAGAAGAAGUUACGGUAAAGCCGUGGUGCCAUACCACUGCCUCGGAGGAGAGGUUCCCCCAUGAUGUCGAGCACAACGCCCUUAUGGAGCCUUAUGAUGCCUUGCAUUAA
Messenger RNA from Penicillium daleae, 762 nucleotides. Its product is annotated as cyanamide hydratase. Lineage: Eukaryota; Fungi; Ascomycota; Eurotiomycetes; Eurotiales; Aspergillaceae. The record is from RefSeq and is a predicted model, not a curated record. The transcript has 3 exons. Bases 1 to 762 code for a protein of 253 amino acids.